GUCUAUGUGUCUGUUCCCUGGAUUUGGGGCUCUGGGGUGGAACCAGCUUGGCCUGGGUGCAUUACAGGAGUAGGAAAGUCAUUUGCCAGGAGGAUUAUGACAGGCUGUUCCAGACCAAGUGCAGCAGCUGCUUGAAGGUGAUCGCCCCCUCCGAGCUCAUCAUGCGGGUGCUGGAGAACGUCUACCACGUUCACUGCUUCUACUGCUGCGAGUGUGAGCGGCGCCUGCAGCGGGGAGACGAGUUUGUGCUCAAGGAGGGGCAGCUCCUGUGCCGCAGCGACUACGAGAAGGAGAAGGAGAUGCUGAGCGCUAUCAGCCCGGCACCCACCGAGUCCGUGAAAAGCGAGGACGAGGACGGCAGCCACCCGCACGGCAAGGGCAGCGAGGAGAGCAAAGACCACAAGCGCUCCAAGCGCCCGCGCACCAUCCUUACCACGCAGCAGCGUCGGGCGUUCAAGGCCUCCUUCGAGGUUUCCUCAAAACCCUGCAGAAAGGUAAGAGAGACCCUGGCAGCCGAGACGGGCUUGACCGUGCGGGUGGUGCAGGUCUGGUUCCAGAAUCAACGAGCCAAGAUGAAGAAGAUUGCUCGCAGGCAACAACAACAGCAGCA
Eurypyga helias (sunbittern) is the source of this 610-nucleotide messenger RNA. RefSeq names its product LIM/homeobox protein LMX-1.2-like. Lineage: Eukaryota; Metazoa; Chordata; Aves; Eurypygiformes; Eurypygidae. The transcript has 6 exons. Gene Ontology annotation, biological process: regulation of transcription by RNA polymerase II; neuron differentiation. Gene Ontology annotation, molecular function: DNA-binding transcription factor activity, RNA polymerase II-specific; RNA polymerase II transcription regulatory region sequence-specific DNA binding. The annotation marks the transcript as partial. The record is from RefSeq and is a predicted model, not a curated record. Gene Ontology annotation, cellular component: nucleus.